CUACGCGUAUUUCCGGUGAGAACGGAAGUGGUCGUGUUCCGUCAAAUACUCUUAUUGUAUUAAAAUAUGGCUCUCGGUGGUCGGAAAGUGAUUUCUCGCAGAUGUCUUUGUCUUCAACCAAAUAAGUAGAAGGAAAGCAACAAAAAUCAAUGUGUCACGAGAUAUCACUCUUCGAAAGAGAACGCAUAUGAGGCUUUAUCGAUCUAAAGAGGAGUGAGGCCACCAUGGAGGACUGCUUGCACGCCUCGUCCGAGGACCUGUCCAAGCUGGUGAGCUGGGCCCACAGCCACGGCACCAUCUGCGCCCUCAUCCCCAACCUCAAGCACCUGCUGACCGAGGGCGCCCACGGCAACCUGACCGCCAUGUGGGGCUGCAGCGCGGGCCACGCCUACCACUGGCCCCUGUCCGCCACCUGCAGGACGGGCCCCAAGGAGCGCGCCUGCUACCAGGACAGCCGGAGCGCGGGCUCGGACAGCCUGAGCAUGCAGGGCGGGUCGGGGACCCAGGCCAGCCCCGGGGACCGCUUCCCGGGCCGGGGGGGGGCGUCCAAGGGCAAGGGCGACUGCGGCCAGACGCGGGACUCGUGCGACUUCUCCAACUGCAGCGAGCCGUCGGAGGCCGACGACAACGCGGAGGACUACGGCGGCAACCUGUUCGACAUGGUCUACGAGUCGUCGGCGACCGACGAGGACGCCGACUACGAGCCGCGGCUGCAGAGCGCCGCCGAGUGCCACGCCCUCCGGAAGCGGGGGGCCCCCGGCGCGGCGCCGGGCCAGCCGUGCCGCCCGCGGCCGGAGGAGGCGCCCGGCGAGGCGGCGGUGAAGAAGAUCAAGCAGGAGGCGCAGGAGGAUUAUUACAUCGUGGCCCACGGGCAGCUGGGCGGCGGCGCCGACGGCGGCGGGGGGGCGGCCCACUCCCCGAAGCAGCCCUGCCAGCGGGCGGCCCUGUCCCAGGCCGCGCUCCUCAGGCCGUCCGACGCCGACCCCGCCUCCGCCCGCGCCUCGCCCUCGGGGAACCCCGCGGCCAGACCCCCCCGCGCGCCCCCCCUCCCUGGCUCCCAAACCCGGCCGCCACCGGCAACCGCCCAGCCCCCCAGCAGGCCCGACCCCCUCCCCAGGCCCCCGGGCGGCCCGCCCUGCUGCGGGCCCAACCACGCCUCCAACGUGCCCUUGCUGACCCCCCCUCGGCUCGCGGGACAUGGCGAGCCCUCGGACGUGCCGCCCGGCGAGGAGCUGGCGAAGUCCUGCUGCCCCGCACCCCUGCCGUACGGCGACCCCGACACCUCCCCCGCCUGCCUCAACUCGGACCUGGAGAUCAUUUCCACGCAAGCCCUCGGCGCGGAGCCCAAGUCAGAGGCCUCAGAUUUGGAGGAACGGCAAGCCGAAGCUAACCGAGAGCAGAACGAGAAGACCAUCCGCAGCACCCAGACCGCUCUCCGCAACUUCCGCGACUUCCUCAUAUCCAAGUACCCAUCCGAGACCCGCGAGAUCUACUGCAUCCCGUGCGACGAGCUCGACGCCUACCUGGCCUCCUUCUUCGUGGACGCCCGGCAGAAGGACGGGUCCGAGUACGAGCCCAACAGCCUGGCCAACUACCAGUGCGGGCUGGAGCGCUACCUGAAGGAGCAGCGGUACAGCUACAGCAUCACCCGGGACAAGGAGUUCCGCCGCUCCCAGGAGGCCCUCAAGCAGAAGCAGCUGGAGCUCAAGUUCAAGGGCAAGGGCAACAAGCCCCACAAGUCCAUGAAGCUGACCUUCGCCGACGAACUGAUCCUGAGGAAGAGGGGCUUGCUCAGCCGCUUCAACCCGGAGGGGCUGCUGAACCUGGUGUGGCUCAACAACACCAAGGCCUUCGGACACUGCACCGGCUUCCACGGCUCCUCGCUCAAGUGGGGGGACGUUCGACUGAUCGCCAGUGAAACCGGGCUGGAGUGCUUGGAGUGGAGCUACCAAGAGUACACCGACGGCAACACCAAGACCAAACGUCCCGGGACCGAGUGCCGCAUCUAUGCCACCCCCCACGCCCCCCAGACCUGCCCCGUGCAGGACUACAAGGAGUACGCCCAGCGGAGACCUCAGGCCAUGCUGUAUGAAGACGCCCCCUUUUACCUGUCCAUCAAGCCAGUGGUAAACCUGGCCGCCCUGCACUGGUACAACAGCCAGGCGCUGGGGAAGAACAAGCUGGCCAAGAUGGUUAAGACCAUGUGCGAGAAGGGCAACAUCCCGGGGAGGAAGACCAACUUCAGCGUCUACCAGAGCUGUAGCACUCUGUCCGAGGCCCAGAGCAACCAGCUAGUGCUGAUCUGCAAUAACCUCAGCCAGCAGGCCUCUCAGUCCAGGAGCUCCCAUCCAGGUGCUACCAAUUUUGUCAUCGCUGGGUCCUUUGACUCCUCCGACAACAUGUGAGUCCCGCCAUCCUGUUGGGAGCAAAGUUACAAGUCGUGUCUUUGUCAGGAAGUGGACGUGGCUCAGAAUGACUGGAUUGGGCUCCUCUACGGCUUUGUAGUUCCAGAAUUGUGCGUUCUGUGAGAAUCUAUCCUCAGUGUGGGCUUCUUUUCUCUUCAGAAUCCUUUUUCAAGGAGACAUUUGAGUGGGGAAAGGUUCCAUUUUUAUUCUUCUCUAGUUUCAGUAUAUCUAGCUAAGCAGAUAGAUAAAGUACUUUUAUAAUAUAUAGGUAUUCGUUCCAUCAUUUCAUGAAUACACUGUGCAUCGGAAAACGUCAUCACAAUGCGUGUUUUAAAAAAGUAAAACAUAUCGAUUUUGAUGAAAUUCCGGAACCAAUUUGAUAAAAACUAAACAAAUGACUGGCUGUGAUGAGAUUGAGUGAGCGGUGCAUAAGCACUACACCUCGUUAGUGAGAGAGAUGAUUGGGCACAAGCGAUAAAAUUUUACCUAUUUGAAUACUGAGCUGUGUAAAAAGUUAGAGAACAGAUGAAGGAACCAAAUGUGCCCAGUUUAAGAGAACAAUGCCUUAGUGCCAUAGGUAUGUUAAGAGAAUGUACCAAGUCAGCACACUGUCACUUACCUACUGUCCCAUUUUUCUUACAUCCAUUAAUCUUUGUAUCAUACUGUAAGCACCAGAACACAAUUCUGUGGGCUGCUAGUGCAAAAGAGAGUUUCUCACCUAUAUAUUAUUUUAAACUUUAACGAAAGUACAAAUAUAUGGGUGUAUUUUCUCACCCAAAUGUCUCUAGCAGGGAAAUAUACACAGGACCACUGACGAUCCAGGAUGUUUCAUGUUACCCCGUCAUGCCGCCAUUUUGGCAUGUUAUAACGUAAAGAGUGUUUGCGCUUCCAUUUUUCAUUUACAAUAUAUCUGUAAGACAACUAGACAAGUUGACUCUGUGAUUUAAAGUGUGAAUGUAACUUAAAUAUAUAAUCAUUACAUUGUAUCAUCACAGUUAUGACUUCCCUUUCACACGUAACACUCAUAUGUUCAAGAGUUUAUGGACCUCAGGUGCAGAAGCAUCACACACAGAUGUGUUCCAUUCUCCAGUGAAAUAUGUUCAUAAUCCAUACUGUAAAACUUAAGGCUGUACCUAAAAGCCAUAAUUACAAAUAUUGUCAACUCUGUUAUGGCAUAGAGUCCUGUGCCAUCUUCCUUCUCUUGGAUACUACAAACUUACCUGGAAUUUAGCUCCACCUCCCCUGGUGUCUGGUCAUUUUUUGAAAUAUCACCAUGGCAAUGGAUCACUGUUAAUUUACAGAUCUCAUCCAAUCACAUCCUUUACUAUACUGGCAUUAUAACACAUUUUAUAAUGAUUUUUUUUAUUUUGAGUAAAAAAUAAAACUCCAAGUCAAUAUUCAUGAACUGAUUUUGACUCAUCCAUUGAAAUUGUUCAUGAAGGCUACAGUUCGGAAAUGUGUCAACUUACAUAGUCUUUGUCACAGCUUCUGUUUCAUUCAGAAUAAUAUAGCCUAAA
Messenger RNA from Anguilla anguilla (European eel), 3922 nucleotides. RefSeq lists its product as uncharacterized. Lineage: Eukaryota; Metazoa; Chordata; Actinopteri; Anguilliformes; Anguillidae. Bases 225 to 2405 code for a protein of 726 amino acids. Gene Ontology annotation, molecular function: nucleic acid binding. The record is from RefSeq and is a predicted model, not a curated record. The transcript has 3 exons.